Chroicocephalus ridibundus (black-headed gull) is the source of this 6080-nucleotide messenger RNA. It is a transcript of the gene GPR63, whose product is annotated as G protein-coupled receptor 63. Lineage: Eukaryota; Metazoa; Chordata; Aves; Charadriiformes; Laridae. Gene Ontology annotation, biological process: G protein-coupled receptor signaling pathway. Gene Ontology annotation, cellular component: membrane. The transcript has 5 exons. The coding region runs from base 925 to 2184 and encodes 419 amino acids. The record is from RefSeq and is a predicted model, not a curated record. Gene Ontology annotation, molecular function: G protein-coupled receptor activity.
CGCUGCGGCGAGCGGGACGGGCGGCCGCGGGGAGCGGGUGUCGGCGGGGAGGGAGGGAAAGAAGGAAGGAGGUGCUGGCUCGCCUGCCUGCCGGCUCCUCGGUCCGGAGGUUCCGCGGCAGAGCCGCCGCCGAAGCAAAUGGGGAGGCGGCGCUGAGCGGGCUGCCCGCCGGGGGGUCGGCAGCCGAGGGCAGCGGCGCGGCGGGCGAGCGAUGCCCCUCACUUCUCUGCUUGCGCUGCCCUUCCUCCUCCCGCUCCCGGCUUUGAAGCUUUUGUUUUUCCCGGCCGCUGCGAUGGCAGGAAACUUCCCGGAGGGAUGGGCUCAGGCCGGGCUUGUGCUGCGCUGGGCUCCGCAGGGCACCGGCCACGCCGUGAGAGAAGGGCAAGCAUAGCUGAGCCAUUCUAGAUGAACAGGUGGCUACAGGGAUAAAGACUUGGCUUAAGUAGGCUGAGGACAGACAGCAACUGCUGCUGCUGGUAAGGUGGACUGACUGGACAAAGAGAAGGCAGGAAGAGUUUUGAACAGCCAGAAAUACCUGCAAACCUCAGACUUCUAAAAGGGUAUAGAUAGGAUGUGGAUCUUACCCUCACGCUUCCUCAGGUCUCCAAUGUUAGAGGUUAUUUGGAAAGAGAAUACUUUGCUGAACAGAACAGCACAAGAUGACUUAUGAUUCCUUCUCUUCAUGGGAGCCUGUCUGGAUUGUCCCUGCAGAACGCUACAGCUUCCUUCCCUCUUCAGUAUUCUUGGUUUAUGGAGUCAUAAACCCCAGUGGAACUUUGGGUGGAAAUACUGACAUGACUUUAAGAACUUUGACACUUUCAGACAUUGAAUUUUGAUUUGUUAAAUGACCAGGAAUAAGAUACUGCCUGAGCAAGAUGAAAUGCCUUGAAGACCUUUGUUUCUGCUUUCAUUUCUCCUGAAGCAAUGGUUUUCUCAGCAAUGUUGACGCUGGCCCACUCUGGGACCUCAAAUGCUACUUUUAUUGUUUAUGAAAAUGCCUAUACGAAUUUUACCACUCCACAGUUCUUGCUUCGUAGUGGCACAACACAGCCAUUGAGGUAUAGUUCAGGUGCCGUGCUCACCACUGAGAGAAGUACUUUUCUGGUAAACACCACAGCUAUCCUGCCAUCGCAAGAAGUUUUCAGGAGCUUGAGUUUGCCACUCCAGAUCAUUCUUUCUGCUGCUAUGAUAUUUAUCCUAUUGGUUUCUUUCCUUGGAAACUUUGUUGUCUGCCUCAUGGUCUACCAGAAGGCGGCUAUGCGAUCUGCAAUUAACAUCCUCUUAGCAAGCCUGGCUUUUGCAGACAUGCUGCUGGCAGUGCUGAACAUGCCUUUUGCUCUAAUAACAAUCAUUACCACUCAGUGGAUUUUUGGGGAUAUAUUCUGCAGAGUCUCCGCCAUGUUCUUCUGGCUUUUUGUCAUAGAGGGGGUAGCCAUUCUUCUUAUUAUUAGCAUUGACCGAUUUCUUAUCAUAGUUCAGAGGCAAGAUAAACUGAACCCUUACCGUGCAAAGAUUCUCAUUGUGAUUUCCUGGGCGGCAUCCUUUGUUGUUGCUUUUCCGUUAUCGGUAGGGAAUCCUAAUCUGCAGAUACCCUCGAGAGCACCUCAGUGUGUUUUUGGCUACUCUACAAGCCCAGGUUACCGAGCCUACGUGAUAAUUAUCUUGCUAAUUUCUUUUUUUAUUCCAUUCCUGGUAAUGCUGUAUUCUUUUAUGGGCAUACUCAACACCGUCCGCCACAAUGCAGUUCGUAUCCAUAGCCACCCUGAUAGCAUCUGCCUCAGCCAGGCCAGCAAACUUGGUCUCAUGAGCUUACAGAGACCUUUUCAGAUGAAUAUUGAUAUGAGCUUUAAAACUCGUGCCUUCACAACCAUCUUGAUUUUGUUCCUUGUCUUCAUAGUCUGUUGGGCGCCCUUCACCACUUACAGCCUUAUUGCCACAUUCAACAGCCACUUCUACUACAAGCACAACUUUUUUGAGAUAAGCACUUGGCUCCUUUGGCUCUGCUACCUCAAGUCUGCACUGAACCCACUGAUUUACUACUGGAGGAUUAAGAAGUUUCACGAUGCAUGCUUGGACUUGAUGCCCAAAUACUUCAAGUUUUUGCCACAGCUACCUGGUCAUACGAGGCGGCGCAUUCGACCCAGUGCCAUCUAUGUGUGUGGGGAGCAUCGGUCGGUAGUGUGAAGCUGCGGUUGCUUGACAAUGAUUGUUAUUUUCUGGGGUUAUUUGUUUUUAGGCUUUAGGUUGAACUUUGUUUUGUUUAAUAUGGCUUCUUCAGUGUGGCCAUAUCUUAUAACUUGAUUAAAUUAUCCAGUACUCUGUGCAAUUUUAUGAGGAAAGAUAAAGGGAGGGAAAGCAAUUGGUUAUAGAUGGGUUUACUACCAGAAUACAAUGUAAACAAAACAAAUGUUACCUCUAGGAUUCCAUGGAAAUCCAUUCUUUUAAAUGAAAACUACAUUUGUAACAUUUUGUCAGGUUUAUGCUUACUAGGCCUGCAAUUUAAUUGUAGGGACUUUUUAUGCUGCUAAGAUACAGUAUAUUUAGUUGGUGUAAUUUUUCUGAAAAAUGUUGCUGCUGUCUGCCAAUAUAUUAGAGCCAAAAAGUCUCAUUAGAUUACUUCUAUUUAAUUUAAACAAUAUAUCAGAUGUUUUCAUGGUGACACUAGAAAACUUUUUUCUUUUUUUUUAGUAUUUCCAUUAAUAUUUUUGUGCACUUUACAAAAUUUACUAUGGAAUUUGUUCAUUGGAAUACUUUGUUCUGUAUCGAAGGGGUAUUAUUAUUAUUAUGAUUAUUUGUUGUAUUGGUGAAUUUCAAUGAAAGACCCACGUAAGCUCUAGGAGGGCAAUUUAUGUUGAUAUAGCUACACAUACAAUCAUAGAUUUGCUGUUUUUCUAACAAUUGAUCAAAAGCAACAUUACCUGCUUGGUUAUCAGGGAAAUUGUAAGGAGAAAAUGGAGGAAUGAAAGGGAAAGAAAGCAAUGAAAAUAGUGUCCUCAGGUUUAGGCUAACAGAAGAUACAGAAAAAUAAGAGUUCAUGUUCAAAUUGUUUCGGGGGAAAGGGUGGCUGUAGGUUUUACAUUAGGCUGUUACAAGCUAUCCAAACCUGAUGCUGUGCCUGAAAAUCUCCCUGGAAUUGUGACUUCGGGCCUACAAUUUACACUGGCUUGGUAUAAUGCUGUUUCUGCUUGGAGCUCAUAUAAGGCUAGGUGUGCUCUACGCUGCUGAAACCAUACUGUCAGGCGUUCGUUGGGAUAGAAUUAGAAAUAGUAGGAUAAACCAGCAAACAAAUAGCGCAUGAAUCGUAAUUGAGGCUAGGAUUAGUCUACAUGGUAAUGACUGGGAAAAAAAAAAAUCCUCAACUUGCUUGUUUUCCUGUUUAAGUAUUAGACUGAAUCCAUAAACCAAUAAUAAUAAAUAACAGUUGGCCAGCAGAGUUUGCUGGGGGGGAUGCAAGUUAAAUUCCCCUUUUCCCUCCAGCGCUACUUUACAUUGAUUUUCCAUUGCCCCUUUUCCCCUGUAGCGCCUGCUGCCUCAGGGGUUUACUCUGCUGUUCUCAUCUAUUGAGCAUCAGUUCUCUCCCUGAAAUGCCAAACCACCUUUCUGAUUAAUGUCAGGCUGUCUUGGUACCCACCUAGAAAGCAGAAAAGCAAAGGUUUUCCUUGAUGAUAGCAAUGUAGACUGGGAUAUCUUAUUAUUUUUUUUUAAUCAGCUAAAUAAAUAUUUAAUGUAAGUAAAGUAAGACUUAGGUUUGGGCUUUGAAGUGAGAUCCCCAAUUGCUCUGAAGUUUCCAUCUCUCUUUCAGUACCCCAGAGCAUGGGGGCUUCAUUUUCCUUGCACCCCGAGGACAAGAUAAUAGCAAUUUUAUCUAUUUCUGCAUAAAUAUUGAACUGAGGGUAUGAAGGAAGUGCCCUGUACUGUGUGGAUGUCCAGGGACUGCUUCCUUCUCAAGGCCAAGUAAACAUUCACACCCCAGAUUUUAUUUAGGUCUUCAGUGAAGAACUAAUUUAACAGUUAUCUCUGUUCUUCUCAUUGACACAUAUUGGUAAAAGUGAUGGCAAUAUUUAAAUUUCAGGAGUCUAAAAGGAACAAUUGUGAAUUUAGUAAUUUCAUUUUUAAAAAAAAAGCUGAUAGCUGAGGUUGUGAGUUACAUGUAAAGGCACCCAGGCAGUGGUGAUGUUAUUGAUGUGCGUGCUUUCCAUUCCUUGUCAACUUCGCUGCUGACGGUGUGGAUUUUUCUGAUCAAAAUGACAGGCAGUAAAGGAGUUCCCCUGUAAAACAGAGUGGUUUAGUGUGUCUUUGCAGUAUAGCUUUUAUUUCUCAAUUACAUUUACAUUGAUAGCGGAAGUUUAUGACCUGGUUAGUAUGGAUUUUCUGUUCCUGAGCUGUCAUGCCUGUUUAUCUCUGAAAGCAGCAAAAAUUGUGUUUAGAGUUAAUGUAAUGGACUGAGAGCAUACACUGUCUAAGAUGGCAGGAACAGGUAUUUUUGCUGUCUUCCAGAGCUAUAAUGUAAGUGGUUUGAAUGAGUGUCGUAAAACAUAGUAAUUCAAGAAGGAAAGAAGAUGAGUAAUACAGGAAAGUCAGUGAAAUUGCUUUCUUGAAGAGGGAGGGGAAAACAUUUUGUGGGGAUUUCAUAAGCCCUGUAAGUACUGGCUGUGAAGUAGAAAUUGCAAACAUCAAAGAAAGUUAAUUUGUCUUGAUAAUUUAUUGUUUGUUUACAUCAACUAACAGAGUUUCUGCUUAGAGCUGCAUGAUACUUGGAGGAAAAAAACCCACAAAUUGUGUGUCCCAAGUUCAGAAGUGACUUCCAUGGUGAUACAGUAUUCACACUCAGCAGGUUUUGGAGUUGAUCAGGGCAUACAGUGAACAAAAGGGUGUUCAAAAAAAGAAAACAGGUGGCAUAGAAAUAUCCCCAGGGUAAUGAUGUGUUUACACAACCAUUUGGCCUAUUGUGUCUAAUAUACUGUCUUUAGAGCAGUGCCUUGAUAAUUACAGCUGAAGUCCUAGGACCAAGUUGAAGACCACUAAACUGCUCAGUCUUGCUGUCUGUGAUCCUGCCAAGAUGAGCAUAACCUUGAUAAUAUUUGUAACGUUAAAACACACAUGUCUUGGCAGGAUUGGGGUGCUGAGGCAUUUUAGUGGGCUUGUCCUUGACCCAAGACCAGGGAUUUUAAAAACUGGAAUUGAUUUGUCUUCAUUCUGCUGGGGAAUUAUAAUCUUCUUCCUAUCCAGAAAUGAUACUUGUCACUACAGUGUGUUCCCUCAUGUUACAUUUUCAGAAAUCUUUGGUAUGGAGGAUUGAAAUGAAUGUAUUUUGAAUUAUGUUGCAGUUUAAUUCAUUCUGUCAAAGCAUGCUGCUUACACAAAUCUCAUUUGUACAAAUCUAUUGCUAAAACAAUUCUUUUGUGCUCAGUUGUGUAUUUUUGAUAUUUCUUGUUACUCAUGUAAAAAUAUUUGUGUAUAUAGAGAAGAAAAUGGUUUUGUCUCUUACUGCUUUCUGUUACUAUUUUUUUUCACUUGUAUGCUUAAAGCUUUCAUAUUUUCUUUUAUUUGGGCACAUGCAUAAACAACUGCCAGAUUUCAGUGGUCUUUCUGCAGCCAUUUGAGAUUUUUUAAUUCUCAAAUCAUUCAACAAUGCCCUCCUUGAAAGAGAUUUUGAUUUAUUUUUAUGUGAAAAAUAAAAUUUCAGAGCACAAGUUUGUUGCAGCUGGAAUGGUGAGGAAUUUCUUAAGUCAAAUUUUCCAGGAGCCACUACUUUGCCAUUAUGAACUUGUUUGAUCUUUUUUUGAGGAAUAGUGAUAUUCUGAUGUGGAGAAACUUUGAAUGACUGUUUAAAAAAAAAAAAAAAGCUGUUAAGUAGAAUGGCAUUGUCUUUUCUGUACAUAUUAUACCUGUGAAAAAUACCUGAGAAACAAACAAAAAACAAACAAUCAAAAAAAAUAAACAUGAACAUUCUCCAAAAAUGUGAUGAAAGUCUAUAGAAUGGCUCUAUCUUUGUUCUUUGCAUUUAAUGCCCACCUCAAUAGUUUGCAACACUUUAUUUAUUUUAUCUGUAUAUUAAAUAACAAAGAGUGUUUGCCUGA